Molecule: messenger RNA, 1479 nt
Organism: Aspergillus nomiae NRRL 13137
Lineage: Eukaryota; Fungi; Ascomycota; Eurotiomycetes; Eurotiales; Aspergillaceae
Product: pre-mRNA-splicing factor ATP-dependent RNA helicase-like protein cdc28
Exons: 1
Coding region: 1-1479 (492 amino acids)
Cellular component (GO): catalytic step 2 spliceosome; intracellular anatomical structure
Molecular function (GO): RNA binding
Source: RefSeq, a predicted model, not a curated record
AUGGAUGCACAGAAGUUCCAGCAAUACUUUGACGACGCACCUAUCUUUAAUAUCCCCGGGCGACGUUACCCCGUGGAUAUUCACUAUACAUCACAGCCAGAGGCGAACUACCUGGCCGCAGCAAUCACAACCGUUUUUCAGAUCCAUGUCACACAAGGUCCUGGAGAUAUUCUUGUGUUCUUAACCGGCCAGGAGGAGAUUGAGGCGGCCGAACAAAGCUUGCAGGAGACUGCGCGGAAGUUGGGGAGCAAGAUACCAGAAAUGAUAAUAUGCCCUAUCUAUGCCAAUCUACCAUCCGAGUUACAAACUAAAAUUUUUGAACCGACGCCACCGAAGGCACGAAAAGUCGUACUCGCUACGAACAUUGCCGAAACUAGUUUGACUAUUGACGGUAUUGUCUAUGUGAUUGAUCCAGGUUUUGUUAAAGAGAAUGUCUUCAAUCCCCGAACUGGAAUGGAAAGUUUGGUAGUAACACCGUGCUCGCGGGCAUCUGCCAACCAGAGGGCCGGGCGAGCCGGGCGAGUUGGACCUGGGAAAUGUUUCCGUCUCUACACGAAGUGGGCUUACCAUAACGAGUUGGAGGAGAGCACGACGCCUGAAAUCCAACGUACAAAUCUCAGCAGCGUCAUUCUGAUGCUCAAGUCACUAGGGAUUGAUCAGUUACUCGAUUUCGAUUUCAUGGACCCCCCGCCAGCCGAGACAAUUAUUAGAGCCUUGGAGCAGCUUUAUGCUUUGGGCUCAUUGAAUGAUAGGGGCGAACUAACGAAGGUUGGAAGACAAAUGGCGGAGUUUCCGACAGACCCCAUGCUGGCCAAAGCUAUCUUGGCGGCGGACAAAUAUGGCUGUGUGGAGGAGGUGCUUUCCAUUGUGUCAAUGCUAGGGGAGGCCAGCGCUUUAUUCUUCCGGCCCAAGGAUAAGAAGAUACACGCGGAUAGUGCACGUAAUCGGUUCACGAUCAAGGAUGGCGGGGAUCAUCUGACUUUGCUCAACAUCUGGAAUCAAUGGGUUGAUUCCGACUUCAGCUAUGUAUGGGCGAAGGAAAACUUCCUGCAGCAGCGCAGCUUGACUCGGGCACGCGAUGUACGCGAUCAACUGGCGAAAUUGUGUGACCGAGUCGAGGUCACUGUCAGCACAUGUGGGUCGAACAACCUGCAACCGAUUCAGAAAGCCAUCACGGCUGGGUUCUUCCCGAACGCAGCGCGUCUGCAACGCGGUGGUGAUAGUUACCGGACGGUGAAGAAUGGGCAAACAGUAUACCUGCACCCGUCAAGCACGCUGUUCGAGGUCAAUCCCCGGUGGGUAAUCUAUUUCGAACUCGUGCUGACGAGCAAAGAGUAUAUGAGGAGCAAUAUGCCACUCCAGGCUGAGUGGCUCGUGGAGGUUGCGCCACACUACUAUAAGAAGAAGGACUUGGAGACAUUGGGGCUCGAACGAAAAAUGAAAGGACAAGGAGCGGCAGGUGAAAAGAGUCGAGACUAA